Molecule: messenger RNA, 744 nt
Organism: Drosophila sulfurigaster albostrigata
Lineage: Eukaryota; Metazoa; Arthropoda; Insecta; Diptera; Drosophilidae
Product: protein phosphatase 1 regulatory subunit 14B
Exons: 4
Coding region: 351-725 (124 amino acids)
Biological process (GO): regulation of phosphorylation
Cellular component (GO): cytoplasm
Molecular function (GO): protein serine/threonine phosphatase inhibitor activity
Source: RefSeq, a predicted model, not a curated record
AGUUCAGUUCAGUUUCAGACUUCUCAUGGUGCUAACCGAAUUGGCUGCGCGUUUUUUCACUCGUUGCAUUCGUGUUUGACUUGCCGCUUUUUAAACAGAGCUGAGGCAAAACAGAAAAAAAGAAAGAAAAAACAAAAACACUUUGUUGUCUCGUGUCGCGUCUACGUUGCGUAUGUGUAUUUCGCCUGUAUUUGUGCUGCUUCUAAAAAGAGUUGUCUGCUUUCAAUUACAGUAACGACAAUUAAUCGUUGGCCACCGCCAUCGGACUCUGUUGCAAGUUCAAUAAACGCAACUCGCCUUAAUUAAUAAUAAACAACACAGCAGCAAAAGCAACAGCAAAAGCAAACAAAAUGCAGUGUGGCCUGGAGCAAAUGAAUGAUUGUGAACGCUCUCCAAAUCGAACAAAUCUGCGCGUCAAUUUCAAUGAGAAGGGCGCGGAGGUGAAGGAGCGCAGAGAGAAGUUCCUCACAGCCAAAUAUGGUUCACAUCAGAUGAGCUUGAUCAGGAAGCGACUGGCUGUCGAGAUGUGGCUAUACGAUGAGCUGCAGAAGCUCUUUGAUCCACCGAGCGAGGCCAUCGAUGUGGAUAUUGAUGAGAUUCUCGAUAUGGACACAGAUGACAUAAGAAGAUCUCAUCUUAUUAGAUUACUGUCAGUGUGCAAACGCCCGCAAUCGGACAUAUCGAAAUUUAUUAGUGAUCUUUUGGAUCGGGCAAAAACGCUGUAAAUCGCUUGAUUCACACACA